Messenger RNA from Loxodonta africana (African savanna elephant), 5829 nucleotides. RefSeq names its product olfactory receptor 6C1-like. The record is from RefSeq and is a predicted model, not a curated record. Gene Ontology annotation, molecular function: G protein-coupled receptor activity; olfactory receptor activity. Gene Ontology annotation, biological process: G protein-coupled receptor signaling pathway. The transcript has a single exon. Bases 2723 to 3661 code for a protein of 312 amino acids. Gene Ontology annotation, cellular component: membrane. Lineage: Eukaryota; Metazoa; Chordata; Mammalia; Proboscidea; Elephantidae.
GCCAAAAUAAAAAAAAAAAAAAUGAUUAUUAUAAAACCAAACUAUUAUCCAAGAUAUAAAAUUAAAGUGAGACUUAGGUCUCUUCUCUGACAAAUUAACUGAGUAUGUAAAACUAACACCAAAAAGGUUGGAGAGAAAGAGAGAAAGACAGAGAGAAAAAAGGAGAAAAAGAAUUGGAAAAAUUGUGUGACAAUGUUGAGAGCACAGAUUUCCUCAAAGAUACAUGUUUUCACAACUUAAUUUAAGACUUUUUAAGACAUUUAACUGAGGGAAUGAGAAUUCAGUAAAACACAGAAUGUGGGAUAGUGAACUAGGUUUCCAGUUACAUUGUGGAACUUUGAGUCCUACAUAUAGUUUAUUCAAGAACAGAAUGAAGAAGAACAAUCUCUCAAUUUCUAUACAGCAGGCCUUUAAAUAGAGUUGCUUCUUAACUUGGAGAAUGCUAUCAUUUUUCCUGCAUAAGAUCAUCUUUAAAAUGAACUAUUUUAUGUAGUAAUAGAAGUGUCUUGACGUGCCCUGAAGAAAAUUUCCAUUUUCUGGUACUGCAGUGGUUAAGAGCUCAGCUGUUAACCAAAAGGUCAGCAGUUCAAAUUCACCAGCUGCUCCUUGGAAAACCUAUGGGGCAGUUUUACUCUUUUUUUUUUUUUUAUAGGGUCGCUAUGAGUCAGAUCGACUUGAAGGCAACAGGUACCUCACUUAAUAUAUUAUUUGUUUAUUGAAUUUGUUAAUUUUCACUUUCAGUGACUCACAAGCUUGAUUCAAUAAAGAGACUUUCAAGGUAGGUAAGAAUUCAUUGAGAAGAAAAGGACAGAAAGGAACAUGAAGUUGUUAUUAUGAGUUACUUAAGAAGCCCUGGUGGCACAAUAGUUAAAAUGCUUGGUCUGUGAUCAGAAAGUUCAGUUAUUCAAACCCACCAGCUACUCAGCGGGAGAAAAGGCCUAGUGAUAUGCUCCUGGAAAUGUUACAGCCUAGUUUUUUUUUUUUUUUUAGGAACCCCUAUGAGGCAGUUCUACUCUUUUCUGUAUUGUCACCAUUAACUUGUCGGCAACAGGUUUGGUUUGUGGAUAAUGACUUACCUGUAACUAGGGAAAAACAUGGGUCAUAUGUAGCUGUUAUAUAUAAAGAGGAUUGUUAAUUGAGAACAAUGACAUUUUUCAUUGUUAUAAAAACAUGGAUAAUACAUUUUCUAAUUCCUCAUUUUUCCAUUGUACAAUUCAAUGAAACCAAUUACAACAAUCCUGUUGUGUAACCAUCACUGAUAUCCAUUGCCAAUGACUAUAUUUGUAAAUGUAUCUUAUAGUUCAACUGCCAUAGUAUGUUUACACCAUAUGUAGCUUAGUUUUCCCUCCCUGUGAUGUCCAUUCAUCUUGUAGGUGUCCUUAAGCCUAUUUUCUCCUGUCCCUGAGGAAUAGCAAAAGGAAAUACUUAUUUUCUUGUGACUUUCACAUGGUUUCUCAACAGCACUGGCCACUAUUCAUUUCAGCUGGAAUUUUCAGCAAAUCAAGUAAAUAGUAAAGAGUUUUGCUGAACAGCAAAGUGAGUUAAAAGAGCUCAGGCAGAUAAGAGAAAACAAAAACAGAAAAGAGAAAUUUUACAGUAUUAUGAUGCAUCGUGCACUAUGAAAUGAGGAAUCCUAAAUCUAUACUGUGAAAUUAUUUGAUUGCAGAGACUUCUCUUAAGCAAUAAAAUGAAAACUUUACUACUUAAUGAGAAUGCACAAAAUGAAUGAUUUAUAAAGGGACCAUUUAUCUUCAGUUUAAAAUCAUUGUUAAUAUUGUUGUUUAGGAAGGGAAAUAAAAGGCUUUCAUGUGUUAGCUCAUGCAUUGCUUCCAGGUAUUGAGAAAAUGAAUGCUGAUGUAGAGAAAAGAAAAAACAUAAUAUUGGUGAAAAAGCAGAAUAUAUAUAAGAGAGAAUAAUGAAGAAAUUUUGAAGGAAAAAAUGUUUUAUGGAGGAUGAUGUUUUAUUUUAGGUGUUCAUAAAAUUUGGUUUCUGGGCCUAUGAAGUGUCACUGUUCUGAAUUUCUACUCUGUCAUGUCUCUGUAAUAUCUGAGAACGGGCAUGACAAUGAUCAGCUUCAGAUGAGGAGUAGUAGGAGGUUAGGAAAGGUAACUUGAAGCCAGAAUGGAAAUUUAGAAGUCUGUCACAUUAUUAGAGAUUUGAUUCUACAAUAACUUUCAAAUUUUCAAGUCUCCCCUUAAGCAGCCUUUUUAUUGAUACAUUUGGCUUUUGUAUAUUAUGUCCAUAGAUAAUACUAAAGGAGACAGGAAUUAAAAACUAGAACACUUAUAAGAUUUGGAAAAAAGGCAAGAAGGAGUUUCUAAUGAGAAGGGAUGCUUCAUGCAAGUCUCUCUGUAAGUCAACAGGCAGUAUUUCUAUUUUGGUAUUUUUAUAAAUAAGGAAGACCUAGCUUCAAAUCUGUUUCACUCAUUCAGCAUGUAUGAUUUGGGGAACAAUUUUAAAAAUCCCUUAAGUCUCAGACUUUAAUCUGUGAAAUACGGAAUUGAUGAAUGAAUAGUCUUUGUAAAAUACAUCCAUUCAAAAACUUAUUUAAAAUAUGUUAGCUAUUAUUACUAGAUUGUUUUAAAAUUCACUUAAAAUAAAAUAAUAUGGCAAAAUAUGCUUAUACCCAGAGCCAAAUUCCAGUGAUAUCCAUGGAUACUUCACUUUUCUUCAGGUAUUCUCUUUGUGGUUUUUCCUGCAGAUUUCACAAGAGCAUAAAAAAAUGAAAAACUACACAGAAGUAAAAGAGUUUAUUCUCUUGGGAUUGUCAGAUGAUCCAGAGGUUCAGGUUGUGAUUUUUGUCUUUCUGUUCAUCACCUACAUGCUCAGCAUCACUGGGAACCUGACCAUUAUCACCCUCACCCUGCUGGAUUCCCACCUCCAGACCCCCAUGUAUUUCUUCCUAAGGACUUUCUCCUUAUUAGAAGUUUCAUUCACAACUGUCAGCAUACCUAGAUUCCUGGGCACCAUUAUUACAGGAGAUAAAACCAUUUCCUUUAAUGAUUGUAUGGCUCAGUUGUUUUUCUUCAUUCUCUUGGGAGUAACUGAAUUUUACCUUUUGGCUGCCAUGUCCUAUGAUCGCUAUGUGGCCAUCUGUAAACCCCUGCAUUACACGACCAUCAUGAAUGGUAGAGUCUGCACACUGCUUGUCUUCUCUUCUUGGCUGGCUUCAUUCUUAAUCAUAUUUCCAUCACUCAUGCUAUUCAUACAGCUUGAUUACUGCAAGUCCAAUGUUAUUGACCAUUUUACCUGUGAUUAUUUUCCCUUAUUAUACCUUUCUUGUUCAGACACAAAAUUCCUAGAGUUAACUGGGUUUUCCUGUGCUGUGUUUACUCUAAUGUUCACUUUGGCGUUAAUAAUUCUGUCUUACAUAUAUAUCAUCCGAACAAUUUUGAGAAUUCCUUCUACUAGCCAGAGGACAAAGGCCUUUUCCACAUGUUCAUCUCACAUGAUUGUAAUAUCCAUCUCUUAUGGCAGCUGCAUUUUCAUGUAUAUUAAUCCAUCAGCAAAAGACAGGGUUUCUUUGAGCAAGGGAGUAGCUGUGCUAAACACCUCAGUAGCUCCCAUGCUGAACCCAUUUAUUUACAGCCUGAGGAAUCAGCAAGUAAAAGUAGCUUUCAUGGACAUGGCAAGGAAGACUGCAUUUUUCUCAAGCAAGUGAAAAAAUAAAGACGUUGUCAUAAAUUAGGGGCAUAAUGAAGAACAGCUAAAUAAAAAAAAAAGUGCUUCUCAAAAGACAAUUAAAAUCCACAUGGCCUCAUCUGAGUUGUUUUUUCUUGCUUACACUUUUGUGACUAUUAGUUGACAAGGUUGUUUGAAGAUUUAGAUACUUAUACAUACAUAUGUAUUUGUUCCUUCUAAUUUCAGUCCCUUUCUCCUGCAAUUCUCUUGUGCUACUCUUUCUAUUUCACAAGUAUGAGAUUAAUCUCCUUUUCUUCUUCUAAACACUUUUUUUCUAAAUUUCAAGUUCUUUCAUAAUAAUUAUCCAAAAAGCAAAAAAAAAAAAGAGAGUGAGAAAAUUGCAUUUUAUGAUUUAUCCAGGAACAUACUACCUCUAGAAUUUCAGGAGAUCGCAAAUCAUGUUUGACACUAUUUCUAAUUAAGUAUAAAAGAUUAUAAGUAUAAUUUGAUGACAGUCUUUUUAGAAUAUUUCAGAUGUAAUCUUUUCCAAAUUGUAGCCCAUUAGUAAUUAUGUGAAUAACUGAGCCACUAAAGGCAUAAUGUAGUUAUAUUUGCUGUAGAAAUCAAAAAAUAUUUUUCAUUACCUAGUUUAAAAUCUUCUGGGUCAUAUAAUUUAUCAAUUUAUAAAAUGAUUGUCAAUACCUACCUGCUUAGGGAAAUCUGUCAAAUAGUGUCCAUUAUUCAGAACCUCAUAACUGCCAUGUACGCAAUCCCAUUCUUUAAAAAGAGUCUGAAAAAAUACAUAUAUAUUACUAGAUACCUGAUAUGACUACAUUUUCUGUGACUACGUGGUAGUUCAAGAUACAGAAUAAUAACUCAAUUAUAUGGGUGGACCUCAGUGAAAAUCAGACAUCAUAUUGGGGGAGUUAUCUAUAAAGUAUGAUAAAAUAUCACUGGAAUUUAUUAGUAACAUACAGUGAACUUAUUCAGUAGAAUGAUGUCAUGUCAAGUUUCUGUAAGAAAAUCUUAAAAUAUUUGGGUCAUUAACCAUUUUUAAUUGUUACAUUUCAUUUUAUUUUUGAAGUUUGAAUAUAUUAUAGAAAAAUAUUUGUAAUUGAUGUUCUCUCUCUACUUUCAAAGAAAAAUGAAACCAGGUAGCUGAACUAUAUUUUAUUAGCUUAAGGCACAGACAAUUAUCAUUCCUCAGAAUAACUCGGGUAUAAUUCAGUACAUCAUUAUAAAACAGGUGUGCUACUAGCUUGUAGAUAAGAGUGUUCAAGAUAAAUCAGUUUAACUUAAAAACGAAAUAUUAAGAGACCUGGAGAAAAGUGAAAGAAUGAUUAAAACCAAUUGUUAUCAAUUUAAUUCUAACUCGUGGUGACCUCAUGUGUGUCAGAGUCAGAUUGUGCUCCAUAGGGAUUUCAAUGACUGAUUUGUUUUAGAAGUAGAUCACCCAGUCUUUCUUCCAAGAUGCCUCUGGGUAGACUCAAACCUCUAAGUUUUUAGUUGUCAACCAAGUGAGUUAACCAUUUGCACAAUCCAGGGACUCUGAACAGAUGGUAGGAAUUAGAAAGAAGAAUAGAAAUAGAGUGAGGAAAAUGUUGAAGGAAAAAGAGAGACAAUUGAUUCAGUGUCUGGGUGCCUAAGAAAAGUUAUUAUAGGAAGAAACAUGUCUAAUGUGGGUUUUGCAAGUACAAUUAUGUUCUUUGUGUUAAAUAAGCUUAUUCCUCUUUUUUCUAAGAAAAAUUCAGUAAAUAUUACAUGGCUUAUAAAUAUAUAUAUGAUGGAGACAAGAAGUUUAACUGCUUCCUGUUUCAUUCUCUUUAUCUGUAUAAUACUAAUAAUUAUCUCAUUUAUUUAAUUGCUUUUUGUGUGGUUGGUAUAAAUAAGAUAAUAUAAGUUGAUAAUAUAUAUGUCUGGUAAGCAAUUAAAAAUAUAUAUAUAUAUUGUUAUCUGUAUUCUUAUCAAUGAGUUUAAGAAAGAAAAUAUGAAAAAAAGUCAUUGGAAUACAAAAAUAAAAAUAAAGAAAUAUAAUUGUCAUAAGAAGAAAAUCAUUUUAUAACUCUACUGAAAUGUAUUGAAUAAAUAGUACAAUGUUUUUUCAGUGCGUCAGUUAUAAACUCAUAGCUUCCUAUUGACUCUGUAUGGUCCUAUAUGAAAAUUAGUGGUUUGCUCAUACUUUUCUACUUUCUUUCUCCUGUCCUAAUU